UUCGCGGUGCAACAUUUGCCGGUAUGACUUGAAAGCACAUACACAUUGCUUGAAAGGUUAGCAACAGCUUUUUGGUAUCAUUAGAUAGUGUAUAGGCGCGCAGUGGUGGUUGCGCAGUAAAUAUUGGCCUCGCGUGUAGUAGGUCUUGCCGGACUGACGCCGCUCGAGCGCCGCAGGACCUCGGCCUCACUGUAAAACCCCGCCGAAUGGCUCAACCAGUCAUGUUCUCUUCGCCGUUAUAAAAAGCCUUAAAAGAAAAUAAAAAAGACGGUAAUCGAGAGAUUAAAUGUUGUGGGGUGCAAGGAAAGCUUUGAAGGAAAUUUUCGGGGGUUUUCAAUGCCAGUCGAUGCCGGUUACCGAUGAUUAGUUCAGGACACGUGUGUGCAACGGACAUUCGGGUGAACUUAUGUCGUCAUUAGCUGGUGGUGAAAUGAAGAGAGGUUUUUUUGAUUGAGUGCGGUGCAGGGGGGAUGACGACGGUUUUUGGAUUUAAGCGGCGGGAAGGAGUUAUUGGUGGGGAAUCGAGUUUUGUGGGGAGUUGGGAAAUGUGAUGGGGAGUGAGAGGCUUUGAGAGGGGAUUGGUUUGGAAAAUCACGGGAGUCAACCAAUUACUUGCAACAGGUGAACCGAACCCCGACGAGACAUUUUGCGGAAACUCCAAGUGCCAAAGCAACUGACGCGUCGUGUCAAGGACUUUGGGUGACUUCCCAGUUGCAUCGUAUUGUGAAUUAGGGUAUGGUGGUAGGUGAGACGGCGGGGCGAUGACACUCAAUCACCGUCCGCCGUCGUCACCACGAGUCCCUCAGGACUCGACCGAUUUCCUUAUCCCAUACCCAUCCCCAUUCCUGAUUCACAAUAAAAAUAUCUGUCAUUCACGGUACCGUACGAGUAGUAUAACUCAUCGAUUAACAACGACGAAUAGGUAUGAAAGAUCGUUCUCGUCAUCACGAACACAAUCAGGGGAUGCCAUUGGACGAGAUACAGGGACUCUUGCCGCCAUCCUCCAGAACAGGUAACCGGGGUCCGUUGAAUGUGACAAUUGUGCAGGUGGGCGGUAGUAAUAACAACGGUAGUGGCGGAGGACACGAGUAUCUUGGGCUGGACGCGGCAGAGUUAAGACCUGUCCCAUCACCGCUCUCUGAAACCAGCACUACUCUACCAUCUGACAACAAUGACACGUUCACGGGUGGAGUUGAUCCUCGCCUUCUGCUGGGAGCAGUGGGUGGUGCAGGAGAUCGUAGCGCCUGGGAAGGCCGUUACUACGUCAAGGAGCAUCGCCGAGCUGGAAAGGCAACUUUUCAGGGUCAAGUAUACAACUUCCUUGAGCGACCAACUGGCUGGAAGUGCUUCCUGUAUCACUUCUCUGUGUGA
This is a messenger RNA of Diachasmimorpha longicaudata, 1371 nucleotides long. Its product is annotated as potassium voltage-gated channel subfamily KQT member 1-like. NCBI's taxonomy places the organism in Eukaryota, Metazoa, Arthropoda, Insecta, Hymenoptera, Braconidae. The record is from RefSeq and is a predicted model, not a curated record. Bases 925 to 1371 code for a protein of 148 amino acids. The transcript is spliced from 4 exons.